UUCGCACAUUCGCACCCAGCGCUUGCUUGCUCGCCGCUCCGCCUCUCCCCCCAGACCAGAGUCCCCCAGCGUUCCUCACUGAAGCCCCCCACGCCGGCGCGGCGACGCCCUCAGCGCCCUCACCCGGUCCACAGCGAUUGCCGCGAGCCUCUCUCCUCGCGCUCCACUCCGUCUCGAUUCCCAUCUGCAUUCCGGAACCAAGGGGUUAGAGCCGCGGAGGAGACGAGGCUACGGGACGGCGGGACGCCCUCUUCGAAGCGGGAGCCGCGGAGAAGGCGAGGCGAGGCGAGGCGGCGUCGAGUCGUGGAGCGGAGGAGGUGAGGCAAGCGGCGACCGACCAGUGGGCUAGCGGGUGAAAUGGAGGCGGAUGGGUUUCAGGAGGAGGACGAGAUGGCCGAGAUGGAGGUCGACUCUCAGGUUCAUAUGGCUUGUGUAAUGCAAGGACGUAGAGUUGGAGUAGCAUACUAUGAUUCAAAUACACGCCAGCUUUUUGUAUUGGAAAUCUGGGAAGACAGCGCUGAGGAAUUUCCUCUGAUUGAUCUUGUGAAAUUUCAGGCAAAACCAAGCACAAUAUAUGCAAGUACAAAAACGGAAGAAGCAUUUUUAUCGGCUUUACAACGAAAUGAUGGUAAUGAUGAGGCUCCUGUUGUGAAGCUCAUGAAAAGCUCAACAUUCAGCUAUGAGCAAGCCUGGCACAGAUUGAUCUACUUGAAAGUUGCAGCUAUGGAUGAUGGACUGAGUGUAAAAGAAAGGAUCUGCUUUCUUAAUUCCAUGAUGGAUCUUGGAAGCGAUGUUCAAGUUCGUGCUGCUGGAGGUCUCCUAGCUAUAUUAGACAAUGAGAGACUUCUUGAUACCAUCGAGCAGAUGGAAGGUGGAGCAUCAAUUGCAAUCGAUUCUGUGGCACAGAUCUCAUUAGACAAGUUCCUUAAACUUGAUGCAACUGCUCAUGAAGCACUACAAAUUUUUCAAGUAGAUAAACACCCUAGUUACAUGGGAAUUGGUAGGGCUAAAGAAGGGUUCUCAGUUUUUGGCAUGCUCAACAAGUGUGUCACAUCAAUGGGAAGACGCCUCUUGAGGGCAUGGUUCUUACGUCCUAUAAUCGAUAUCGAUGUCAUAAAUAAUCGCCUCAACACAAUAACAUUCUUUCUUUGCUGUGAAGAAGUAAUGUCUGCAUUGCGUGAGACUUUAAAGUCUGUCAGAGAUGUUCCCCACAUGCUCAAGAAAUUUAACUCUCCAAGUUCCUUCUGUACAAGCAGUGAUUGGAACACAUUUCUUAAGUGCAUUUGCUCUCUGCUGCAUAUAAAUAAGAUUUUUGAAGUAGGAAUAUCAGAGCAUCUGGCAAAUAAGUUGCAACAUAUGAACGUCGAUUUGAUUGGAAAGGCAAAUUCUUCCAUUACAGCUGAGUUGGAUUACGUGUCAGACCUGGUAGUUGGUGUUAUUGAUGUGCAACGUUGUAAGGAGAAAGGCUAUGAGACAGUGGUGAAAGAAGGGCUAUGUGAUGAGUUGGAUGAGCUGAGGAUGGUUUAUGAAGGAUUACCUGACUUUCUAGAGCAGGUGUCAGCUAAUGAACACGCAUCCUUACCUUUCUCGUUUGAAUGCAGAAUACCUCCACUAAUAGUCUAUGUACACCAAAUAGGGUACCUAAUGUGCUUUUUUAAUGAGAAGAUUAGUGAUGCCUUGUUAGUAGAACUUCCAGAUUACGAAUUUGCGUUUUCAGAGGAAGGUGAGGAGAGAAGGUUCUAUUAUCAUACCCAAAAGACAAGAGAACUGGACAACCUUCUUGGAGAUAUUUAUCAUAAAAUUCUUGAUAUGGAGAGAGCAAUCAUGAGGGAUUUAGUGUGUCGCGUCCUUCAAUUUCUACCUCAACUGACAAAAGCAGGGAACUUUGCAGCAGAACUUGAUUGCAUUUUAUCAUUAGCUGUUGUUGCUCGCCAAAACAAUUAUGUGAGGCCCAUCUUAACUGAGGAUUCAUUACUUGAGAUACAUAAUGGCAGACAUGCUUUGCAGGAAAUGACUGUCGAUACUUUUGUUCCAAAUGAUACUAAAGUUGGUGAUACAGGACGAAUAAACAUAAUAACUGGACCCAACUACUCAGGAAAAAGCAUUUACAUUAAGCAGGUGGCCUUGAUAGUUUUUCUUGCUCAUAUCGGAAGCUUCGUUCCUGCUGAUUCUGCUAUUGUUGGAUUGACAGAUAGGAUAUUUUGUGCAAUGGGAAGCAAAUCCAUGACAACCGAACAAUCAACUUUUAUGGUUGAUUUGCAUCAAGUUGGAACAAUGCUCAGGCAUGCAACAUUGAGAUCUCUGUGCUUGUUGGAUGAAUUUGGUAAGGGAACUCUAACUGAAGAUGGCAUUGGUCUUCUUGGAGGGACUAUUGAUCAUUUUGCAAACUGUGAUUUCCCUCCAAAGGUCCUUUUGUCAACACAUCUGACUGAGAUCUUCACCGAGAACUACCUACCACAGUCUGAACAUAUCAAAUGCUAUACCAUGAGUGUUCUGAAUCCUGAUGGACAAACAAGCAAUGAUGAUAUCACAUUCCUUUAUCGACUUGUAACUGGGCAAGCGCUCUUAAGCUUUGGUCUGCAUUGUGCACGGCUUGCUGGUGUUCCAAAUAAAGUUGUCCAGAGAGCUGACAGUAUUUUGGAGGACAUCCAUUCCAAGAGACCUACAAGGCGCAUGAUCAGCGAGAAAUUAGAAGCAACAGACAAGCUGUACCAGGAUGCCGUGGCUAAACUGAUGGCCUUCGAUACACAAAAAGGUGACCUGGACAGAUUCUUCCAGGAACUCUUUGCCUCUGAAUCGUAACACUACGAUUCAAUGCUUAAUCUCGCUAGUACAGGAACCCACAAGGGAAAAAGUGAAAGCUGGAAUGCUGUUUGCCGCAAGUAACGCAGUUCUUCUGUUGCACUGUUAGCAGCUUCACAUGCCUACUUCUCUUGCAUGUUUAUUACUUAAUGGCGUUCUGAUGGCCCUGCCACUACCACCACCCGACACACACACACACACACACACACGCCCACACGCACGCACGCACACGCACGCACGGACACACCCCUUAUACUUGGAAGCGUCAAACUACAGAAUGAAUGGAACGCUCAGAACAUCUCUGUAGUUUGAACAAAAAUUCAUGGCGCUACUUUCUGAACUUUAGGACCUGUCUGGAGGGAUUAAAGUUGAGUGCUAAACUUUAGCACCUAUAGUACUCAUACAUUUGCUCAAGUUUUUGAGUCUUGGCUAAAUUUUAACCCCCUAUUAGCACUUC
This is a messenger RNA of Panicum virgatum (switchgrass), 3259 nucleotides long. RefSeq names its product DNA mismatch repair protein MSH5. The transcript is spliced from 34 exons. Gene Ontology annotation, biological process: chiasma assembly; mismatch repair. The coding region runs from base 358 to 2802 and encodes 814 amino acids. Gene Ontology annotation, molecular function: ATP binding; ATP-dependent DNA damage sensor activity; mismatched DNA binding. The record is from RefSeq and is a predicted model, not a curated record. Gene Ontology annotation, cellular component: nucleus. Lineage: Eukaryota; Viridiplantae; Streptophyta; Magnoliopsida; Poales; Poaceae.